Molecule: messenger RNA, 2243 nt
Organism: Anopheles nili
Lineage: Eukaryota; Metazoa; Arthropoda; Insecta; Diptera; Culicidae
Gene: Pu
Product: GTP cyclohydrolase 1
Exons: 5
Coding region: 1-1137 (378 amino acids)
Biological process (GO): tetrahydrobiopterin biosynthetic process; tetrahydrofolate biosynthetic process
Cellular component (GO): cytoplasm
Molecular function (GO): zinc ion binding; GTP binding; GTP cyclohydrolase I activity
Source: RefSeq, a predicted model, not a curated record
AUGAGCAAGUUUGAGAUCUCGGACGACGCGGACGAGCUGAACCAGGAGAUCGACGAUACCAAUUUCCCGACGCGUUCGAACUCGAUCAGUUUCGGUGCUGCCAAUGGGAACGGUUCUACCGGGAGUCUCAACAAUGGCUACGGUCCGUUUGCGAACCGGCGUCGUUCAAGCAGCAUCCGACGCACCGAAAGCGAAGUGACCGAAGGCGAUGAGAACGGACUUGUAGCCAGUGUAGCCCCAACCGAACCGGAGCAGACUAACAACAACGGUUCUACAACGCCCGAGAAUGGCACCUCGACGAACAUUACUGCGAUCGGUGGACCAAAUCGGGCCCGACCGACGCCAAUCCGCACCAUCAGUCUGUCAGGUGAGCGGAUAAAGGCGACCAUGGCCGCUGAAGCCCGCGUUCACGGUGGCAACUUGUUGCGUGUCGACGUCGGAUGUAGUGUGCAUGUUCAUUCGGUCUCCACGUCACUUCAAUCGAGCUUUACUCACUCUUCUUUUGCUUCCGCAGGACAUGAAAAGUGCACCUUUCAUCACGACCUGGAACUCGACCACAAACCCUCGACCCGGGAGGAUCUGCUGCCGCUGAUGUCCAAGUCCUACCGGAUGCUGCUGUCGAGCCUCGGCGAGGAUCCGGAGCGUCAGGGUUUGCUGAAGACUCCGGAGCGGGCCGCCAAGGCGAUGCUCUUCUUCACCAAGGGUUACGAUCAGAGUCUGGAAGAGGCCUUGAACGGUGCCGUUUUUGACGAGGACCACGACGAGAUGGUCGUGGUGAAGGACAUCGAAAUGUUCUCCAUGUGCGAGCACCAUCUGGUGCCGUUCUACGGUAAAGUCUCGAUCGGGUACUUGCCCUGCAAGAAGAUCCUUGGACUGAGCAAGCUGGCCAGAAUUGUGGAGAUCUUCUCCCGUCGGCUGCAGGUUCAGGAACGGCUGACGAAGCAGAUCGCUGUCGCAGUCACGCAGGCUGUCCAACCUGCCGGUGUUGCCGUCAUCAUCGAGGGAGUGCACAUGUGCAUGGUGAUGCGAGGUGUGCAGAAGAUCAACAGCAAGACGGUCACCUCGACCAUGUUGGGCGUCUUCCGGGAUGAUCCGAAGACGCGCGAAGAGUUCCUGACGCUGUGCAACAACAAGUGAGCCCUGCGAGUCCCGCGCCACUCUGCGGUGCCCCCUUCACCGGGGCCCAAGGACGACGGGCUCGGCGAUCAGAAGGAGUAUUAGUGGGAGCGGAAUAGCGCUCCCGUGCACCGUCUUCAUGCAACUCGUUUAGGGAAAUCCAUUUAGGGAAUACCGACCGAACGGGCGGUCGGUUUUAGCUGCCAGUUUGGAAACUUUUAGACUAUUUUUUAUGUGCUCAUUUAAAUCAUACACCUCAUACAUGGCUGGAGGAAGGCCGCGCGAGACCUACAGAAAGCGAACAAUAAUCGUCGCGUUAAAAUUGUCUGAAAUUGUCCCUAUAUACUAUUAUCCAUCGUUGUUGUGAAUGUAGCUCCCCAAACAGCGCGCGGGGAGGUGCAUAAUUGUUGUGGCCGUACCAUUUCCCAGAAAGGUACGACAGCUAAAGAGAACAAUCAUACUAAUCGCAAGCCCUGCUAGGCGCACUCUAUUUCGAAUGCAGUGCGACAAGCCGCAUGUCGAUACAUUUUAAUCACAUAUGAAUAGAAUACACACCUGUUAUAAGCGGAUCAAGGCAAAACCGCGUAAAUGUAAGUGAUGUGCAUCGAUUUCUAUCUAUUUACUGUUUACUAUUCGUAAUUGUUUUUUUAACUGGUGCUUGCCACACGAAUGGGUCCAACAUGUUGAUGAAAUCGAGAAUCGUAUAUACAAAAUAAAGCAGGAAUAAACUGUACUGUUGUUUGUUAGUAUUGAUGCUGCUACCGUUGGGAGGCUGUUGGCCAGGCUUUGCCUGUAAUGUAAACUUCAAGUACCAAACGACCACUGACAUUUUUUUUGCACCCUGUUGAACAACCUGUUGAAUGGCACACGUAUAUGAAACAUUGAAAUGUUAAAAUACAACGAUCGAUAUUUAGUGAGGCGAAGCGUUUGGUGAACGAAUAACGAAUCUCACCUUUCCUGGUCCUGGUGAUGCGAAAACAAAACUAAAUUAAAAUCCAAGCCUCACUGUGAGGUCUUUAAAACAAUAUUUUAAGCAUUUGAGUGAGAAAUUUGACUCGACAGGAAAAAAAUACGAACGAAAUACGAAAAUAUGAAAUCAAUAAAACUGAUAAAAUCAUGUUGUUAUG